Anastrepha obliqua is the source of this 2274-nucleotide messenger RNA. RefSeq names its product toll-like receptor Tollo. The transcript has a single exon. Gene Ontology annotation, cellular component: membrane. Gene Ontology annotation, molecular function: transmembrane signaling receptor activity; protein binding. The record is from RefSeq and is a predicted model, not a curated record. Lineage: Eukaryota; Metazoa; Arthropoda; Insecta; Diptera; Tephritidae. The coding region runs from base 1 to 2274 and encodes 757 amino acids. Gene Ontology annotation, biological process: innate immune response; toll-like receptor signaling pathway.
AUGGCGCAGUCGAAGUUUGAUAAAACAAUAUGCCAAAUUCCUUUGGCCACCUAUAUUAUUACUGGGCUAAGUUUCUAUUUACUAUUUACCCGCAUUGCCGCCGCCGUUGAGGAUUUGGGCAAACACCAGCAGCCCUUCACCGCCGAGGAUUGUACGCAAAUCACAGCCAAUGGCACUUGCAUCUGUUACCGUGACAAGCACAACUUGACCAAUGUAGAAUGUGUGGCCGAGCAAAUUCAUAUUUCGUUGAACGAAGACAAUGGCGUCAAGCUCACCUGUGGUGGCGGUGUAUUGAAACCGGAUGUGCUAGCCAGUUUACCGCAUUUGGGCAAACUACGCGAAACGGCUGAAAUUGCCACGUACAACUGUUUGCCUGUCACCGAGUUGUUGGCCCAAUUGGCACUAACGCCCAGCUACGUGUUGGAUGUGAGGGGCUUGGCGUCGGUCGCACAAGUGUCACUCGAAACCUUCGGCCGCGAUCUCGAACGCUUGCGAAAGAUCAAAGAACUGGAACUGCAUGCUGAGCCGCAGCAAUCAGCAACAAACGACUUACAGCUUGUAUCACAGCAGCUUUCUCCAGAUAUACUAGAGCCCAUGCCAUCACUUUUUCGCAUCACAAUUGACUUGAACUUCGCGCACUUGCCAACUGACUUAUUCAGCCCAGUGCCCAAUAUAAACAGUAUCGCACUGCUGGGUCAGCUGGAGGAGUUUCCCAGCUCAGCAUUUCAUGGUUUACGCCGUCUCCGUGAGCUCGAUAUGCAACAACAUCGACUGCUGCAUCGUUUGCGAGAGGACGAUUUCAAAUACUUGACUACUAUUCGAGGAUUAUAUCUGACUAAUUGUAGCAUAACAGAGCUACCAGCGCGUAUUUUUGCACCUUUGAUCCUCCUACAGCGACUUGGGUUGAAGGACAAUCAACUGCGUGUACUACCGACCACGCUGUUGGCGCAGCAAAAGCGUUUACAAAUCUUAAACUUGAGCGGGAAUCUGUUGGAGGCUUUACCGGUGGGCCUCUUUGCUACUACCACCAGGCUUUUAACAUUAUUUUUAAGUCGCAAUAGAUUGCGACAUUUGGACGCCAAAGUACUACCACCCUUGAACACCUUCAUCGAGCUAUCGGUGGACAACAAUGAGCUGCGCACUAUCGCUGCGGGCACUUUUGCCCAACCCAAUCGCUUGCAGUUGCUCGAUCUGCGCAACAAUCAACUCGACUGGGCAGCUGGUGAGGACUGCGCCAUCUUCGAAGGAUUAUGGAGCUUAAAACGACUGCUGCUGAGCAAUAACUCGCUACACUACCUAUGCGAUCAGCUGGGUUCCAGCAAUCACUCAACCAGCGCACUCUUCGUCAUCGAUGUGCGUCAAAAUCAACUAAAGCAUAUCAGCCCACAACUGAUCAACACUCUUAACACGAGUGAGACCAUGACGUUCGCCUACCUUUCGGAAAAUCCAUGGGCUUGCAACUGUAGCACCCAACCACUGCUCAACUUUGUUAAAAGCAAUCGCAAGCGUUUGAGCGAUGCAAGCGACAUGCGAUGUGAAAAUACGAAAUUGGCACGCCUUUUAGAAUUGUCCUUUACUGACUUUUGUCUGCCAGAGAUGGGUGUGCGCACAGUGUUGGUGAUCGUAGUAGUUUGUGUGGCUGCCUUGGGUUUAGCAUUCACCACAACUGCGCUCUGUUAUUACAAGUAUCGCAUUGAGCUGAAAAUUUGGCUGUACACACAUCGUUUGUGUAUGUGUUGUGUGAGUGAGAAAGAUGUCGAUCGCGAUCGUAAAUGGGAUGCGUUCAUUUCGUAUUCACAUCACGAUGAACAAUUCGUCGAAAAUGAACUGGUGCCCGGAUUGGAGCAGGGACAGCCAUCCUUUAAGGUUUGCAUACAUGUGCGUGACUGGCUGGCUGGUGGUUAUAUACCCGAACAGAUCAUUGACUCGGUGGAGCAAUCGCGUCGCACGAUCAUUGUACUAUCCCAGCAUUUCAUUGAAUCCGAUUGGGCACAGAUGGAAUUUCGUACAGCACAUCAGUGUGCCGUGAAUGAGGGACGUUCGCGUAUAAUUCUGGUGAUCUAUGGUGAAAUUAAAGUUACAGAGCUUUUGGAUCAAGAGUUGAAGGCCUAUUUGAAGAUGAACACUUACCUAAAGUGGGGUGAUCCGUGGUUUUGGCAAAAGCUACGCUAUGCAAUGCCACACGCACAGCGUGGAAAGUGGAAAUUUAGAGGAAAUUCUAGCAAAAUAGAGUGCAAUGUCGAACUUUCAGAGGUUGUUGAGAACGGAAAAUGA